Messenger RNA from Rotaria socialis, 984 nucleotides. The record is from the annotation of a GenBank genome assembly. Lineage: Eukaryota; Metazoa; Rotifera; Eurotatoria; Philodinida; Philodinidae.
AUGACAACUUCCGAUGAUUACGAAAGUCUUCCAGAUUCAAUGCAUCCAGCUAUACAUAUGGCUGCUGGAGCAUUAGCUGGUAUUGGUGAACAUUGUAUUAUGUAUCCAAUUGAUGUAGUUAAAACUAGGAUGCAAUGCAUUAAUCCUGAUCCUCAUGCAAAAUAUCGAGGAAUAGUACAUGCUAUGCGAGAAAUGAUGACUAAUGAAGGCUUUUUUAGACCUGUUCGUGGCAUGCAUGUUGUAGCUAUAGCAGCUGGACCUGCUCAUGCACUUUAUUUUUCCUGUUAUGAAAGAAUGAAAUUAUUACUUAGCGGAAGUUCCCAAGUUGGUCAUAAUCCAUUAGCUAAUGGAUUAGCCGGUUGUUUCGCUACUUUGUUGCAUGAUGCAUUAAUGGUACCUGCCGACGCUAUCAAACAGCGUCUUCAAAUAUAUGCAUCUCCAUAUUCUGGUGCAAUGGAUUGUUUACGUAAAAUCCGUCAACGUGAAGGUCUAUCUGUACUAUAUCGAAGUUAUACAACACAAUUAACAAUGAAUAUUCCAUUUCAUUCAGUACAUCUUAUUGUUUAUGAAUUAUUCCAAGAUGAACUAAAUUAUGAACGAGCGUAUGAUCCAAUAUCACACGUUAUAUCAGGUGCUGCAGCUGGUGCCCUAGCUGCAGCCAUAACAACACCAUUAGAUGUUUGUAAGACACUAUUAAACACACAAGAGUGUUGUUUAGUAUCCACUGGUGGCCCAACAUGUGUAUUAACUAAAAGUUCAACUAUAACAUCGGCAACAGCAACAACACCAAAUAAAGCAUUCGCCACUGAAGAAGCAAAAGGACUUAUAAGCGCAGUUCGAUUAAUAUAUAUGAAAGGUGGACUAACGGUAUUUUUCAAAGGUUUAACACCACGUGUUCUUUAUCAGAUGCCAAGCACAGCCGUUGCUUGGUCUUGUUAUGAGUUUUUUAAACACUUUUUUUCCGGAAAAUCAACAGUAUUAUGA